AUGCCAUACCUGCGAAGCAAUCUUAAACGACGCGAACAUAAUCGUACCACUUUCAACACAUGCCAAGGUAUGAAUCUGCCGGGGAUCGAUAAAGACAUCUUUAUGAGUUUACCCUGUAUAGUAAACGCUAAUGGUGUACGAGGAGUGAUGUUUGAAGACCUAGAAGACGAGGAGAAAGAGAAGCUUUAUGCGUCCGCGAAAGGACUAGAGGAACUCAUCCUGAGCAUAAAUUGGUGA
This is a messenger RNA of Hydatigera taeniaeformis, 237 nucleotides long. Lineage: Eukaryota; Metazoa; Platyhelminthes; Cestoda; Cyclophyllidea; Taeniidae. The record is from the annotation of a GenBank genome assembly.